Messenger RNA from Penicillium manginii, 1023 nucleotides. RefSeq lists its product as uncharacterized. The transcript is spliced from 2 exons. The record is from RefSeq and is a predicted model, not a curated record. Lineage: Eukaryota; Fungi; Ascomycota; Eurotiomycetes; Eurotiales; Aspergillaceae. Bases 1 to 1023 code for a protein of 340 amino acids. Gene Ontology annotation, cellular component: mitochondrion.
AUGGCUACAAUCGAACAAGCGUCGCAUCCGACACCCUCUCCUCCCUCAUUAAAUACUACAUGGAGUAAAAAGGACUCUCCCUCGCCUCCAAAGUCUCAAUGGAAUACAAAAGACCUAGGUCUACGCCUAGGCGUGGACGUCGCGAGUGCUGCGGCUGCCGGCGCGCUGACUUGUCCGCUCAUUACCAUCAUUGACCGAGCAAUCAUCGAAAAAGCCUCAAAAGGCUUCCCAAUCCAAAACACAAUCAAAUCCUGCCUUAAAUCCAUGAUUUCAAAACCAUCCUCAUUCUUCUUGGGCACCCCUUUCCUCCUCAUAUAUACCCUCUACAGCUCAACCUACCUUACCGCCAACGCCAUCGACACUAUAACAUCCACAUACCGCAACCAACCUUACGACACUGUUACCCCGGGCCCGGCUAAAUUUAUUUCCACAACAACCGUGAACAUGGCCAUCUGCGUCUACAAAGAUGCGCGCUUUGCGAAGAUUUUUGGCGCGCAGCAGCAGCCGCAGCCGCAACCGCAGUCGCAACCGCAACAACAAAUGCAAAGAUAUCCAUUCCCGAAAUCAACACAACAUACAUCCCUCCGCCCUCCACCUCCGCCUCAACCCGCAGCAUCUGGUCCGAAAAUUCCCCUGACAAGCUACACCCUCUUCUGUCUCCGUGACAGCGUAACGAUCUUCGCCUCAUUCAACGUGCCUCCAUUAAUCGCGCCCUCAAUCCCGGAUUUCAUCGCCUCAACGCCCGCGAUGAAAGCCGCCGUCGCGCAAUUCUCGUGUCCCGCCCUGAUGCAGUUCUUCAGUACGCCGAUGCACUUGCUCGGUUUGGAUUUGUAUAAUCGGCAACCAGUUGGUGGUCUCAGUGCCGGGGAACGCAUUGCUAGGAUCCGAAGGGAUUACGUCCCUUCGUGCUUUGCGCGCAUGGGCAAGAUCGUUCCCGCUUAUGGUGUUGGUGGUGUCGUUAAUGUGAGGCUUCGGGCUGUGCUCAUGGACAAGCUGGGUGAGAAGGAGAAGGUUCUGUCUUAG